Molecule: messenger RNA, 2137 nt
Organism: Aphanomyces astaci
Lineage: Eukaryota; Oomycota; Saprolegniomycetes; Saprolegniales; Verrucalvaceae
Exons: 11
Coding region: 4-2103 (699 amino acids)
Biological process (GO): proteolysis; peptide metabolic process
Molecular function (GO): metalloendopeptidase activity
Source: RefSeq, a predicted model, not a curated record
ACCAUGGUGAACCCCCUCACCCGGUGCGUGGAGGACUACUCGCUGCCCCCCUUCGCACAGCUUCGCCCUGACGACAUCGCGCCCGCCUUGCGCACAGCCAUGGCCGAGUUCGCGUCCGACUUAGUGGCCAUCGAAGACGAUUUGGCUUGUCCGGACGCUGAGAUCUCGUGGGAAAGUGUGAUGGAUCGGCUGGAAAUCAUCGACGAUCCGCUCGAGAGGCUGUGGAGUAUCGUGACGCAACUGAUGCAGGUGGUGAAUGUGCCCGAACUUCGAGCUGCCCAUGCCGAUGUGCAGGAAGAAAUCGUUUCACUGCAGAGCAAGCGAGCCCAAAGCCUCGUGGUGUUUCAAGCUAUGACCACGCUGCGACACAGUGCGGCCUACGAGUCGUACACUACCGAGCAACAGCGCAUACUAAAUCGAGCGAUUCAACGAGCGACGUUGCGGGGCGUCAACCUUGUCGACAAUGCCAAAGAUCGCUUCAAUGCGAUUCUUGUCCGCCUCAAGACAUUGAGCACCACACACGCCAACAACGAAUUAGAUGGCACGAGUGCUUAUUCUCUCAUUGUCACAGAUCAAAGUCACCUCGAAGGCGUCCCGUUGUCGACCAAGUCGUUGUUGGCCCAGAAUGCUGUGGCGGCCGGCCACGUCGGAGCAACCAGUGAAAACGGCCCGUGGAAGCUAUCGCUCGAGCUCCCUGUAUACAACCCCGUGAUGAAAUUCUGCUCGAACCGAUCGAUUCGAGAAACGCUGUGGCAUGCCUUCAACGUCAAGGCCAACGCGAACGAACUUGUGGUGGUGGAGAUGCUACAGCUCCGCCACGAGCUAGCCCAAUUGCUUGGGUUUGCAACGUUUGCAGAGCUGAGUUUAGCCAACAAAGUCGCGCCGUCCGUCGACGCGGUGCUCGACACGCUCGAGGAGUUGCGGGACAAGGCACUUCCACGUUCGCAAGCUGAGCUGCGUCUGCUCGAAGAGUUUGCAGCUAGUCACGACCAUCCAUUGCCCCUGCAGCAGUGGGACAUUCCGUAUUGGAUGGAACGAUUGCGAGUGGAAAAAUAUGAUAUUGACGACGACGCGGUCCGCCAAUAUUUUCCCUUGCCCAAGGUGCUGGACGGAUUGUUCGACUUGGUGUCGCAAUUGUUUGCCAUUCAAAUCGAAGCAGCGGAUGGCUUGGAAGAAACGUGGCAUCCUGACGUACGUUUCUUUCAAAUUCGAGCGAUGGACCAGCCUGAGACGCCCGUCGUGGCCCAAUUCUUCUUGGACCCGUAUGCUAGACCUGGCCAAAAGCGGCAGGGAUCGUUCGUGGAGGUGGUGGUUAGUCGCAGCAAAGUCCUCCGCACUGCCAAAGCCCCCGUGCGACUUCCCGUGUUCUCGAUUGUGCUCAAUCAGACACCUCCAGUGGGGGACACGCCCAGCUUGAUGACGUUUAACGACCUAGCGUUGCUGUUUGGGCGUGUGGGUAUCGGGCUGCGUAUUGCGCUCACGUCGGCCGAGUAUACGGCGGCGUCGGGGAUGGAGGGCAUUGAAAUGGACGCGCUCGCGGUGCCAGUGGCGAUGAUGAAGCGAUUUUGCUACCACAGCGACUUUAUCCAGAGCAUUUCGAGCCAUUACCAAACCCACCAGCCCCUUCCACAAACGGACUUGGACAAGAUUGUCGCUGCCAAACGAUUCAUGGCGGGCACGACACUAACACGGCAGCUCAGCUUAGCUGUCAUAGAUCUGUCCGUGCAUCACCAUCAUGGAACCUCGGCCACGAUUACUGCCGACUCGACAGACGCGCUGGUGGAAAAGAUCAAACAUGAGUUCAGUGCCUUGCCCGAGGUACACGCACGGGACUACAUGCUGUGCCAUUUUCGGCAUAUCUUUCACGGCGAAGUGGAGGCUGCGUAUUACAAGUAUAUCUGGUCUGAAAUCCAAGCCCACGACGCUUAUGCUUGCUUUGAAGACACACAAGGCGACCUCCCCGCUUGGAAAGCCAAUGGCAAGCGGUUCCGAGAUACGAUCUUGGCCCUCUCGGGAGUCCUCCACCCCACAAAGGCGUUUGAAUUGUUUCGAGGUCGAAAACUGCACACACAUGCAAUGCUGGAGCAAUACGGGCUGCUAUAAGAGUAUAAUAUCCGACAUUCAUACUUGGUCGUUC